Toxorhynchites rutilus septentrionalis is the source of this 2468-nucleotide messenger RNA. Its product is annotated as alpha-1,3-mannosyl-glycoprotein 2-beta-N-acetylglucosaminyltransferase. Gene Ontology annotation, molecular function: alpha-1,3-mannosylglycoprotein 2-beta-N-acetylglucosaminyltransferase activity. The transcript has 5 exons. The record is from RefSeq and is a predicted model, not a curated record. The coding region runs from base 382 to 1776 and encodes 464 amino acids. Gene Ontology annotation, cellular component: Golgi apparatus. NCBI's taxonomy places the organism in Eukaryota, Metazoa, Arthropoda, Insecta, Diptera, Culicidae. Gene Ontology annotation, biological process: protein N-linked glycosylation.
ACGUCAAUUGUGCAAACUUUGCAUACAUACUUUCUGCUAGCAUACAUUUUAUAAACAAAGUGCGAGCAAGUGUUGUCCACGUAAUAAAAAUUCUUCGUAUCCGGGAUAAGCUAGUUUUGAUUACGUUCUGCAUUGUUUUUAAUGAGAACAUGAAGCGCUCCGAAUUGUAGAACAACCACAAAAUGUUUUCUCUGCAAAUAUUCUGGAGUGAAAAGAAACUCAUCAAGUUGGUCCUAAUUAUGGGUGACAACAGAGUGUAUCUGGAGCAAACAGAAUUAACAUGUUGAUGGUUAAAAAUAUUGCUUCAGAUUUGUUCGGUUUGUAGUUUUGACACACAACAAUAAAGUAUAAGACGAAUAGGCACAUACAUCAUCUGAAAUAAUGCGUCCACGAAAAACAUUCUUGAUUGCGGCAAUACUAGUUGGGUGGAUUUUCACAACGUACCUAAUAUUCAUAAAAAACUUCAAAGAGUCAAAUCCACAAAGAGACCAAAGUAUCUUACAGAAGGUCCAUUAUUUGGAACAAAACAUUCACUUUGCAGAGGAAAGUCGGGGCCGAUUAUACAGAGAAAUAAUAAAUAUUCUUCAGAAAGAAGAGAAAACAACCAGCACUGAAGCGCUUCCUCCGGUGGUAAAUAACGUUGAUCUAAUCGAGGUUCCAGCGCCCAUAGCAGAGACACCUCCCAAACCGGAUGGUUCUUCCGGACUCGAAAAAUUCCAGCAGAAGUAUAUUAAUGGCGAUGUCAACAGUCCCAUCAUUCCCGUUUUAGUCUUCGCAUGCAAUCGUCUGUCCGUGAACAAAUGUUUAGAUGAUUUGAUAAGAUAUCGCCCCAGGGCUGAUCAAUUCCCCAUCAUUGUGUCCCAGGAUUGUGACGAUGAAGCUACACGAACCAUGAUUCUUUCCUAUAAGGAAAACGUCACAUUGAUCCGUCAGCCAGACCAGUCCGAUAUAACCGUGCUACCGAAGGAGAAAAAAUAUAAAGGAUACUACAAAAUUUCUCGUCACUAUGGUUGGGCUUUGAAAACCGUAUUCAAGCAAGGUUUCGAAUCGAUAAUUAUCGUUGAGGACGAUUUGAGCAUUGCGCCGGACUUUUACGAAUACUUUUUGGGAACAUAUCCCAUACUCAAAAAAGAUCAGUCUCUGUGGUGCAUUUCCGCCUGGAAUGAUAACGGGAAGGAAGGAUUGAUUGACGGUGCCGCCAGCGAGUUGCUGUAUAGAUCUGAUUUCUUCCCAGGACUCGGCUGGAUGAUGACCAAAGAACUGUGGGAGGAGUUGGAACCCAAGUGGCCAAAAGCGUUUUGGGAUGACUGGAUCCGACAGCCCGAGCAACGCAAAGAAAGAGCCUGCAUUCGACCUGAGCUACCUAGAACUCGCACUUUCGGAAAGGUCGGCGUUUCUAAUGGCCUAUUCUUUGACAAGCAUUUGAAAUAUAUAAAACUAAGCGAAGAGUUUGUUAGUUUCACCAAGAUGAACCUGACCUAUUUACAUAAAUCAAUUUACGACGACAUGUUCCUGAACGCGGUUUACCAGAGUCCGGUAGUGACGCUAGAUGAACUGAAACGAGGUUUGGUGAAAACAACGGAUCCUGUGAGGGUGGCGUAUCUUACCAAAGAGCAGUAUAAGCGCAUCACCAAAAGCCUCGGAUUGAUGGACGACUUCAAGAGUGGCGUACCACGUACCGCCUAUCACGGUAUAGUUUCAUUCUUCUACAACGGCCGGCGUGUUUAUCUGGCCCCGAACGUGAACUGGAAAGGAUACGAUUUGACCUGGAGUUAACGGCAUCGGUUAGCUGCUAUACGUAAUGAACAUUUCUACAUAUUAUCUAGCAAUGUGCUAUGGUGAAACUACAGAAAUUAAACAGGCUGAUUUUUAGCAGAGAAAAACAUUUCAAUAUGAUCCGACGAAUUGGAACAAUAUCUUCCAAACAAUGCUCAAGCUAUGACAAUGAUGAAGAGCGCUAGUUCCUAGCCAUACAUCACUUUCGCUUGAUGGAAUCACCCUAAUUUCCAUUCCAUGUUACUGUACAAUAGUUUUUUUGUUCUUCCAAGCAAACACCAUUCAGAGCUAUUAGGUUUAGGUAUUAUUUCUUAGGUUUGCUUUAAUUGUUAAUUAUUUCAUUGGUCGGGUACAAGCGUAACUGUAAGUUUUAAUUUAUUGAUAUUAGAAUGUAAUCGGCACUUGGAACAUGCGAUUGUUGAUACUAAUUUCGAUACUAGUCAAAUAUCAAUGACAUAUUAUGUUCACUUUUGAUUGCUCAUUGGAAGGUAGCUAGCUUUUCUUUGAAUUUUCUGUCGAUUUGCAAUUUCUGAAAAACCAUUGGGGAAAGCAAUACAUUCAACAGUUUACUAUUAACUUCAAUGAUAGUAAGGACCACCAUGAAAAGGAAAAAUAUAUAUCGCAAAAUGCUUCUUUGGAAGGUUAUCUCAAAUGGAAGGUCGAUAAUAAAUGUAGAACGAAAACGGAAUAAA